Molecule: messenger RNA, 1884 nt
Organism: Aspergillus thermomutatus
Lineage: Eukaryota; Fungi; Ascomycota; Eurotiomycetes; Eurotiales; Aspergillaceae
Gene: acuM
Product: gluconeogenesis transcription factor RDS2
Exons: 5
Coding region: 1-1884 (627 amino acids)
Biological process (GO): regulation of DNA-templated transcription
Cellular component (GO): nucleus
Molecular function (GO): zinc ion binding; DNA-binding transcription factor activity, RNA polymerase II-specific; RNA polymerase II transcription regulatory region sequence-specific DNA binding
Source: RefSeq, a predicted model, not a curated record
AUGCCCGAGGCACCCAUCCCGAAAGCAGGAACAAGUUCCGCCGCGGUGGUUCCCCCAAUGCGGAGGAGCCCGGGAAAAAGACGGGCAGCCCGCCCGCCGUCCGUAGUCAUCUCGGCGGGGAAAACUGAGUAUGAGGUGAUCACAGUCGCUCGUCGUCGCACCUCUCAGCUCGCAGCUCAGCACCUGCUGUCCUCUCCUGCAAAUGUGUCUGAUUUAUCUUCCUCUAAAGUGAUCGAUGUCUGCAGGUCGCCAUCGGACUUGCUCCUUCGUGUUCCUACCACCAAAAGCGACACCAGCAAGCCGGACUUUGCGCAACCGCUUUGCGCCCGGCCAGAUCAAGAGCGAUCGAUGACAGAGAACGGCGCCGCGCAGACGGGCACGGUCCCGGACGAACAGCCGCGUAAUGGCACGACGGAGAAUGCCAAACUGAAUACGGCGGAAGGGGACUCAUCAAGAAUGGAGUCGGGCUCAAGGAAUACUGCCUCACCACCGGUGAAAGCUGACAAUAGCGCCGCGGGGACUCACUCCAGCCCCAAGAAGCGUCGCAAAGUUAAUCAUGCAUGCGUCUACUGUCGACGAUCGCAUAUGACUUGCGAUUCGGAACGGCCGUGCACGCGGUGUAUAAAGCGCAACAUUGGCCACUUGUGUCAUGACGAACCCAGGGAGCCUUCAAAGCGGGCGCGGAGCGAACACGAACAUUCAACGGCUGAAGAGGAGGGUCAUUCGAACAAUGAGUUUUCAAAUGUUCAAGGUAUGCCUAGAAACGUCGAUGUCCAAGAUGCUGCCGGACAGCAAAUCCUUCCCGAUGGAACUAUCGCCCUUCCCCCUCCGUCUGUCAAUGCUGUGCAGCAUAACAUCCCCUCCUCCUCAGCGCAAAACAGCAUAGGCGCCAACUCUCAACAGCUGCUGGGCUACAACGACUGGCUCGGAGGACAAAGCCAAUUCCAGGAUAUGCACACCUUCCACCCCUCAUACAUGUUCAAUGCCCCGGAAGUCACAAACGAAUACAACCUCCUAGGAGACUUUCUCAGCAGUAGCCUUCUAGAUGAUGGGGGGAUUUUCCCGAAUGAUAAUCUACAUGGGAUAUACUCCGAUCCAACGUUGAUCAAUUCGAUGGCCAAUCUGGAUAAUGCGGGUCUACUGCAGCAAGCUCAGCCCCCUCAGCCGGCGCAGAGUCAACCACCCCAAAACGAUUCGGUUCAAGGUCCAAGCUCCACGGUGGUGAACGAUAAGGCAAGAGAGACGUAUUAUAUGACUGCGGCGGAUCCCUCAGGUUCAGACCCACCGGAAGAGCGGAUGAACAAGCUUCUCAAGGCCAAAUAUGAUGCUGGUCUCCUGAAGCCUUUCAACUAUGUGAAAGGCUACGCUCGCUUGAACCAAUACAUGGAGAAAAACAUGAAGCAAUCGUCUCGGCAGAAGAUUCUGCGGCAGCUGGACAAAUUCCGACCUAAAUUCAGGGAGAGAAUGCAAAGCCUGACCGAUAUCGAACUCAUUCUCGUGGAGAUGUGGUUCGAACGAAGUCUGAUGGAAUAUGACCGUGUCUUUGCCAGUAUGGCGAUUCCCGCCUGCUGCUGGAGGCGAACGGGGGAGAUCUUCCGCGGCAACAAGGAGAUGGCAGAACUUAUCGGCGUGCCAAUAGAGAGUCUGCGAGAUGGCAAGCUGGCAAUCCACGAGAUCAUUGUUGAGGAUCAGCUUGUGAGCUACUGGGAGAAAUUCGGCGCUAUUGCGUUCGACAACACUCAAAAAGCAAUGCUCACAAGCUGCACACUGAAGAAUCCAAAUUCGAGUAAUCCCGGGAACGGGAUUCCGUGUUGCUUCUCUUUCACAAUUCGAAGGGACAAUCAUAAUAUGUGGGUGCUCCAAGAACACCCGUUGCAAGUGUGA